Aspergillus piperis CBS 112811 is the source of this 955-nucleotide messenger RNA. RefSeq names its product PQ-loop repeat-containing protein. The transcript has 3 exons. Bases 1 to 855 code for a protein of 284 amino acids. The record is from RefSeq and is a predicted model, not a curated record. NCBI's taxonomy places the organism in Eukaryota, Fungi, Ascomycota, Eurotiomycetes, Eurotiales, Aspergillaceae.
AUGAUCGACGGAACACUCCUUCCUUCCUGGUUCCGGAUCCUCCUACUGGGUCUCAGCAUCUACUCAUACAUACCCCAGCUGCAGCUCCUCUGGAAAACCAAGAAUAGCUCCGGUCUUUCAAUCAACUAUGUACUUUUAAACCUCAUCUGUGCGACAGAGCAGUUUCUGCUUGUGCUCCUUUACAACAACACCCCAGAUGCAGAGCCGAAUAUGUUUGUGGAGAAUCCCGGAUCCUUAGGAGACUGGAUGAAUCUUAUUCAAAUCACUGUUGUCUGGAUACUUUCUGGCCUUACAUUUACACUAAGCCUGCGAUACCCCUCCGACUCAUCCUUCCGAGACAAGCUCUCCGCGACCUUAUCAUACAUUGCCUACUUCCUCGUAGCCGUCGUUCCGUCAGUAUGCGUGGUCCUCACAACCCGUAGAGGCGAGGAUCCGCGCACCAGCGAGAAUGAGUGGCAGUUCGCUCUCUGGAGUGGUGUCCAUCUCAUACUUGUCAACCCAGUCAUGACACUUCUUUCAUUCAGCGCCGUGUUCUGUCAGGCGCCGAAAUUGCUAAAGGGGGUGUCGCCGCCGCGGGCUUUGAGUCUUCCAGGACUUGCGAUCCAAGCAGGUGUGUUCACGGUUCUUGCUUUGAGUUGGCCAUUCCGGUUUGUAUAUCUCGAUCCUGAUUGGAAUGUUUUUGCAUCGUGGUUUGCGCUGUAUACCUGGUAUUCUUCUGUUGGUUGGACGGCUGUGGACUGUGCGGUCUUUGCGCUGGUUCAGGUGAUUCUGUUGUGGUUGGCGUGUAGGAACAGGAAGCACUGGCAGUUGGCUGAGGAUGGCGAGACUGAGCCGUUGCUGGCUAAUGGGGGAUGAUUGAGCCGGUUGAUGUGUACAUUGUCAGUUAUUCACCGCUCCCAAGGCCUUGUUUUUUGGUGUCUCUCUUAGUCAAUGGCUGAGGUGGUCAGCUGCUGGC